Molecule: messenger RNA, 1125 nt
Organism: Penicillium waksmanii
Lineage: Eukaryota; Fungi; Ascomycota; Eurotiomycetes; Eurotiales; Aspergillaceae
Product: putative RING finger domain protein
Exons: 3
Coding region: 1-1125 (374 amino acids)
Cellular component (GO): nucleus
Molecular function (GO): ubiquitin protein ligase activity
Source: RefSeq, a predicted model, not a curated record
AUGGCGCACUCAAAGCGCAACACCUCCCUCCCACACUUCACAUCCUACGAAAGAAGCCUAUUACGCUCAACAUGGGGCACAAAGCGCAGCGUAAUAGGCCGAGACUCCUUCCUCCCCUUCGCAUCCUGCAAACUCUGUCUCCAACCCGCCCGAUCACCAGUGGUAUCCUGCUCCACGAACGGCGACCUCUUCUGUCGCGAAUGCGCUAUCGCCGACCUACUUGCGCAAAGGCAGGAAAUUAAACGCGGCGAGCGGGAGCGUGAUGAGGCGAAGAAGCGCAUUGCGGAAGAUGAUGAGCGCAUGGCUGAUGAGGCCAAGGCUAAGGAUUUGAGGGAGUUUGAACUUGUUUCUAUGGGGUUGGGUGGUGGGGCGGGGAAGAAGCGUAAAGCUGGGAAUGUGAAGGAGGAGGAGGAGGCUAUUGCCAGAUUUAAGGCGAGAGAGGUUGAGGUUGAUGGUGUGAAGAGGAAGGUUUUUGAAUUGGAUGAGAAGGAUAUGGCGCGCGUUGCGCGAGAGGAGAGGGAGAGGUUGAGGGAUGAGUUGAAGAAGGAGAAGUCCGAAUCCAGCAAAUCCGCCCUCCCAUCUUUCUGGGUUCCAUCCCUAACGCCAAAUACCGACGCCAAUGAAAUCGCUGCCAGCAAAGCCGUUAAAUUGGCGCCUAUUUGUCCCGGGUCCUCCGAGACGCAUAAGCAUACUUAUUCGCUGAAAUCGUUGGUCGAGGUUCAUUUCACUGAGGAGAAGGGUUCUGAUGGGUCGGUUUCUCGCGUUUGUCCGAGUUGUAAGAAGAAUCUUAGUAAUGGGUUGAAAGCUAUGCUCACAAAACCAUGCGGUCAUGUCAUCUGCCAACCAUGUGUCACAAAAUUCAUGACUCCACACGCUGUCCUGGAUCCGCAUGCCUCGAAAGAAGAACAGGCUCAACACGGACUGGUACUGUGUUAUGUUUGUGAGACGGAUCUUACGCCUCGUGAGGAGAAGUCUAAGGAUGCGGAUGGGUCGAAGAAGAAGUCUAAGAAGAAGGAUAAGGAUGGUGUUAAACCUGGUCUUGUUGAGGUUAGCUCUGAGGGGACGGGCUUUGCUGGGGGUGGUGGGAAUGUGGCUACUAAGACUGGUGUUGCUUUUCAGUGUUGA